Molecule: messenger RNA, 1203 nt
Organism: Anthostomella pinea
Lineage: Eukaryota; Fungi; Ascomycota; Sordariomycetes; Xylariales; Xylariaceae
Source: the annotation of a GenBank genome assembly
AUGCGAGUCAACUUCAACCGCGUUGCGGCAGUGGCCACUGCGCUCGCCGUUUGGGCCAGCGCAGCCACGGGUGCGGUCGCCACGCACACCUAUUCGAAAUGGAUGGCAUCAAGCAUCAUGUCCCGACACCAGGGUAUCAUGACUGGAGCUGGGAGCUCGUCUGAAGCGCUGCAGUCUGGAUUCACACAGAAGGCAUUCACAGCCCUCGUCGCGCAGUACCCGAACGCCACCGAUGUGCAACAGUACAUCGAGACCAGCGUUGCAGCAGCGGCACCCUUCCUGUCCAACGCGACUUAUGAUGCCAUGGCAUACCCCAUGGACCGGCUCUCCAACGGCAACGCGCUCCUGACUCUUCCUUCGGCGAACAGUACCGCAUCUAACCGCGCCGCUGCGAAGGCCCUGCACCAAAGCAUCAUGCUGAAUCACCGAAACAUUGAUGGAGGAUUGUGGUACUUUACCUACCCCCAAUGGAGCUACCUCGAUGGCAUGUACUCACUGGCACCGUUCUGGACUCUCUACUCGACGAACGCAGUGUCCCGCAGCAGCAACAGCACCGCGGAACUAGACGACAUGCUCUUUCAACUCGAUUUAAUCUGGCAGCACACCUACAAUUCUUCGACCGGAUUGCUUGUCCAUGGAUACGACGCCUCACUCACCGCUGUCUGGGCCAACCCGAUCACCGGUGCAAGCCCUCACGUCUGGGGUCGAAGUCUCGGAUGGUAUGCCAUGGCGCUCGUGGAUACGCUGGAACUACUGCCGUCGUCGCCCUGCAAAUACAAGCAGGACGUGCUUAACAAGUUCCAGACCCUCAUGCCCGCCAUCAUCGACGCCGUGGACCAGCAGACCGGAGGAUGGUGGCAGAUCUUGGACGAGCCAGGCAAGGAAGGAAACUACAUCGAGUCGAGCGGCAGUGCCAUGUUCGCCUACGCAUUGCUGAAAGGAGUGCGACUGGGAUAUCUCGCAGGUGGACUGGCGUCCAAUGCUUCCGAGGUAGCGACGCGGGCGCAAGGGUACCUGACCGACACGUUCGUGGUCAAGGAGACGAAUGGAACAUUGAGUUACAACGGGACGGUUUCAGUAUGCAGCCUCAAUUCGACUGCAUCCUAUGAGUACUACGUCGGUCAACCCAUCCAGUACAACAGUGUGUUGGGAUCUGCCGCCUACGUUCUGGCGUCGCUUGAAGUCGAGAAACUGAGUGCCUGA